AUGGAAGCAGCAGCCGUUAUGCAGGUGCAAACCAAGCACUACCCCAAGGACUGCCUGCUGACUGUCAUGGACCGGUACUCGGCCGUGGUGCGCAACAUGGAGCAGGUGGUGAUGAUCCCCAGCCUCCUGCGGGACAUGCAGUUUAGUGUGCACGGGCACCAGGCCCAGGACGGGGCCCCUGAUCUCUACAACUGCUUCACUAUGCUCAAGGCCAUCCGCAUGGAUGUGGACCACGGGCUGCUGCCCCGAGAGGAGUGGAGGUCCAAGGUGGUGAGAGACAGGGCCAGUGAGGCUGAGAAUGAAGCUGCGAAGAUGGAGGAGUCUGAGGAGGAGAGGAUCUUGGGGCAGCUGGACCUGGAAGCCCAGUUCCGCCUGCACUUUUCCAGCCUUCAUCACAUCCUCACCCACCUUAUCCUGAAAGCUGAGGAGGUGACAAGAACAUACCAGGAGAUAAUAGGACAGGCCAAGUAGGCCUCGGACUCUAGGGAAGAUCUCUUUAAGUGACAGAGGGCAGACUCUGAUGAGGCCACGGAACAGCUCACUAGCUCUGAUGUAGACCAGAGGGGCCUGGACCUGCAGCUGGAAAAGCAAAGGCGACUUGGUUCUCUGGGAUGCUUCCCUCCCUCCCUCUGAGCACCGGCUUGUGGACUUGGCACCAGGUCACCCUUAGGAUGCUUGUUGUUAUUCACAGCUCCCCUCACCCUCUUACCAGCUCAGGGUGGUGGCCGAUGCUUCAUGAGGGGCGAGAUAUUACCUGGACAGUGUGGUAUGGUAGAAAGGAUGUAGGUUUUAGCACCUGACCGAAAUUCAUAUCCUUUCUCCGGGAAGUCAUUCACCACAUGAUCUUUAUUUAACUCAUUGGACCCUAAAUUUCCUCAUCUAUAAAAUGGGAUAGUAUGACCUCACAAGACUCAUAGAAAUUAAUGAUGAUGAAUCAAAAACACCUGGCAUUGUGAGUGCUAAUGCUAUAGGUUGACUUUCUCUGACCCUUACCAUGUGUUUGCUCUAGCCCUUGCUUUUUACCCUCCAGAACUAAAGGGUAGUAAAGUCCCUUGGGAUGAAUGGUUCGCACUCUUGUACCUGCCAAGCAUAAGUGAACUAUAAGAUAUGUGUUCCAGCAAUAAAAACCCCCAAAACUUUGUA
Hyaena hyaena (striped hyena) is the source of this 1143-nucleotide messenger RNA. RefSeq names its product thyroid hormone responsive (gene THRSP). The record is from RefSeq and is a predicted model, not a curated record. NCBI's taxonomy places the organism in Eukaryota, Metazoa, Chordata, Mammalia, Carnivora, Hyaenidae. Bases 1 to 471 code for a protein of 156 amino acids. Gene Ontology annotation, cellular component: cytosol. The transcript has 2 exons. Gene Ontology annotation, biological process: regulation of lipid biosynthetic process.